Saccoglossus kowalevskii is the source of this 1143-nucleotide messenger RNA. RefSeq names its product atrial natriuretic peptide receptor 1-like. Gene Ontology annotation, cellular component: plasma membrane. Gene Ontology annotation, molecular function: guanylate cyclase activity; peptide receptor activity; ATP binding. Gene Ontology annotation, biological process: intracellular signal transduction; protein phosphorylation; cGMP biosynthetic process. The record is from RefSeq and is a predicted model, not a curated record. NCBI's taxonomy places the organism in Eukaryota, Metazoa, Hemichordata, Enteropneusta, Harrimaniidae.
AUGGGACGACCACGGGGAAGAGGCCAUGAACCUCAGGACCACCAUAAGUAUUGGGACGACCACGGGGAAGAAGCCAUAGCCUCAGGACCACCACCAGUAUUGGGACGACCACGGGGAAGAAGCCAUGAACCUCAGGACCACCACCAGUAUUGGGACGACCACGGGGAAGAAGCCAUGAACCUCAGGACCACCACCAGUUUUGGGACGACCACCAACAUUGUCAGACGAGUUUCCGAUGGAGAAUCUCCUCCUUUUCGACCAUAUAUUAGUGCAGCAGAAUCACCAGCUAACAUUAUACAACUUAUGGAACAAUGCUGGAGUGAAGAUCCUACAAGUCGUCCAGAUUUUCACAAACUUAAAUCUAUUGUAAAGAAAAUGAAUAGAGAUCGAGGGAAUAGUGACAAUAUUCUAGACAACUUACUCGAUCGCAUGGAACAGUAUGCAAACAACUUGGAAGGUAUUGUUGCACAAAGAACAGCGCAAUUGGUAGAAGAACAAAAGAAAUCAGAACAAUUGCUUCAUCAACUCUUACCAAAGACUGUAGCAGAACAACUAAAGCAUGGAAAAACAGUCGACGCUGAAUCAUUUGACAGUGUGACUAUUUUCUUCAGUGAUAUUGUUGGUUUCACAUCGUUAUCCGCGGAAAGCACCCCACUGCAAAUUGUUAAAUUAUUGAAUGACCUUUACACUUGUUUUGAUGCCAUCAUCGACAACUUUGAUGUGUACAAGAUUGAAACUAUUGGUGAUGCAUACAUGGUCGUAUCUGGUCUCCCAGUCAGGAACGACAAUCAACAUGCAUGUGAAAUUGCUAGAAUGGCAAUCGCUUUGCUUGACAGUGUGCGUACUUUCACAAUUGCACAUAAACCAGAUGAGAAACUACAACUGCGUAUCGGUGUACAUACAGGAUCGGUGGUUGCAGGUGUGGUUGGACUCAAGAUGCCACGUUACUGUCUCUUUGGUGACACGGUAAACACAGCAUCCAGAAUGGAAUCAACUGGUGAACCAUUGAGAAUACACAUUGGGGCAUCAACUCGGAAUAUCUUAAUGACUGUUGGUGGAUUUAUAACAGAACUUCGAGGGGAGGUUGCAAUGAAAGGUAAAGGUUUAGUGACGACGUACUGGCUGCUUGAUGAAGAGAAAUAG